GAUUGUAGAGUCCUGCUGUUGCAUAAGGUGGCAUACUAGCAGAGAAGCAAGCAGCCUUUUAAACAGCUGGGCUUCUUGCGCGCCCUGGUUUGGCUGUCAGUGCAAUUAUAUUGUUUCACAGAGGCAGAGAGCGAACAAGAUAUGUAAGAGAGAGAGAGGGAGAGAAUCCACACGAAAGGGAGGGUUGGAGGAGAAGGGAGCGGUGCAAACUGUGCGCAUGAUAGCAUAAGAGUGGUGGAGAGAGAGAGAAAGAGGGAGCCAGCUAUCAAGCAAGGUUUUCUUGUUCACUGAUGUGCUUCUUUUUCAUUCAGAAAAAGAAAGUGGGCAGUCAAAAGUAUGACGGUACUCUCAGACAGGAAGGAAACGGAGCAAGCGUGAAGACUAGGAAAGUAGAAUGAACUGAGGAGAGUUACAGACCUAACUACUCCUGAAACUAAAAUGGAUUUUAUUCAUUUGCACCACUUGGCGAGAUAAAACUAAUUUCAGCGCUGUUUAAACUGAGAGCUGCUUCUGCCACUGAUUCUCCCGUGAUAAUGUGCUUUUAUCUGUGAGACACCUGAUUCCGAUUUGACUGGAGGUCCAGAGUGCUGAAUUCUAAAUACAGAUUCCUGACUGUAGGACAGACCAUGCUGCUGCACUAAGUCGGAGGGAGAGAAGAGAGAGAGCGAGGCCCCAGAGGACGGCUGAGGUGGUGGUUGGCCUGUUGGUGUGCCCCUCCCCCUUGUCUGGCUGGCUAACCGCUGCCUCUUCAGUUCAUCUGAUCGCUCCCCCUCCCUCCCAAACCCUGAGGCUUGCUAUGGACUGCGCUUCGCCCCCUGCCGCAGCCCAGCCCAGUACACUAACUUAGUGGGUUCCCCUCAUUUUUCUGUGCGUGGUUCCUGUCCAGAAUCACUGUACAGAGUCCAGCAUAGAUCUGGUACCACCUACAGCCACUCCUGGGCCUCCACCCAACCCCCUCCCCACUCCCACCCUCUCCCCCUCCCCUGAGAAGAUGUCAGUAAGCCUGACAACAGACAUCCAGCAGGAGGGAGAGAGUGGGCCACUCAUCGAGCCCUGCAGUCGAGGCAAGACCUCCCCUCAACCACAGGGCACCAAGGAAGGGACAGGAGAGGGCCUGGAGCCUGAUGACAGCUCCCCACAGGACGCACAGAAACGCGCUCCUAACCAUAGCCAUGGCAGGAAAAGAGCCAAGUCUAAUGCCAAACUGAAGCUGGUACGGAGUCUGGCAGUGUGCGAAGAGUCAUCUGGUCCGUACUCCAACGAUGGACCUCCAGAAUCGGAGAUCAUCCAGCUUCACAUCAGCUGUCCGUCGGACAAAGAGGAGGAGAAGUCCUCAAAGGACGAGUAUGAAAAUGAAGAGAAGGAGAAGAAGGACAAGACUCCCCGAAAGAUGCUGUCACGUGACUCCAGUCAGGAGUACACUGACUCCACGGGCAUCGAUGUUCACGAGUUUUUGGUCAACACACUGAAAAACAAUCCCAGGGAUCGAAUGAUGCUGCUCAAACUAGAACAAGAUAUCCUGGAGUUCAUUAAUGACGACAAUAACCAGUAUAAGAAGUUUCCUCAGAUGACUUCUUAUCACCGUAUGCUGCUGCACCGCGUGGCUGCCUACUUUGGCAUGGACCACAAUGUGGAUCAGACUGGCAAAGCUGUCAUCAUCAACAAGACGGGCAACACACGCAUCCCAGAACAGAGAUUCUCUGAACACAUCAAGGACGAACGUAACAUGGACUUCCAGAAGAAAUUCAUCCUGAAGAGAGAUGAUGCUAGUAUGGACAAAGAUGAUAAUCAGAUCCGUGUGCCGCUGCAGGACGGGCGGCGUAGCAAGUCCAUUGAAGAGCGAGAGGAGGAAUAUCAGCGGGUACGAGACCGGAUCUUUGCCCGAGAAGUGUCCUUUUUUUUGCAGUCCUCUCAAAACGGAUACAUCAAUGACAACAGACUUUCCACUGAGGGCUACUGCUCUAGCUCUCAAAAGAGGAGGCAGAUCUUUAGAGGGAACCGUGAAAGCUCCAGCCGGGCGUCUAGCAGUCGUCAAAGCAGCACGGACAGCGACAUGAAGUGCCUGGAGCCGCGGCCCUGGAGCAGCACGGACUCGGACAGCUCUAACCGCACCCUGCGGCCGCCCGUCACCAAGGCCAGCAGCUUCUCUGGCAUCUCCAUCCUCACCAGGGGGGACAGCCUUGGCAGCAACAAAGGCUCACAGGGAAGCUGCAAAGGCUCUCGCUCUGGCCUGCCCCUAGUCAGUCCUGAUGUGUGUCCCCCGCCUGCAGCCUCCCAGUCCAGCCGUAGCCUGCUCCCCUGCCCGUCUCAACAGCCACAGCAGCCACAGCCUCCGCCUCAGGCUCCGCCUCAGACUGCACUGCUGCCCACCCCGCAGCAGCACCCCAUGAGCAACCACAUGAUCGCUCAGCCGGUGGCAUCUCUGCAGCCCUCUCAGCCUGUCUCCUACUCCAGCCCUUCCUGCCCCCAGGUUCUCCUGCCAGUUUCUCCUCCCCAGCAGUACACAAUGGGAGAAGAGCUGGCGUCCCAGUUCACCCAGAUGACGCUGAGUCGGCAGGGCUCCAGCGAGAACCCUGAGCCUCCUCCUAUGUAUCAGCAUGCCCCACCUCAGACAGGCUACAUCAUGGCCACCACGGGUCAGCCUAUGGCGCCUCCGUCUGGCUACCAGCCUGCGACCGGACACCCCCAUCCUCCGCCUCCGCCACCGCCUCCAUCCCAGCCUGUCAUGCAGGCCCCGCCACCUCCACAAGGCUACAUGCAACCCCCUCCACCUCAACAGAUACAGGUGUCCUACUACCCUCCUGGUCAGUAUCCCAGCUCAGGCCAGCAGUACCGAGUGUCCCAGCCUAUGUCCCACCAGGUGUCUUAUCCUGCCCAGCGCACACAACCCAUGCCUCAGCCCACACAGCCGUCAGGUCUCCAGACCAUGAUGCCCAGCCAGCAGCCGAGCUACCAGGGCAUGAUGGGUGUGCAGCAGCCCCAAAACCCUGGCCUGCUCAAUUCCCAAAGGGCAGGCAUGGGAGGACAAAUGCAAAGCAUAAUGGUCCAGUAUCCACAGAUGCCAUCAUAUCAGGUACCAGUGGGAAAUGAAAAUCAGCAGGUGGUGCAGCAGCAGUACCAGCAGCAGGUGAUGGUGCCCGUCAGCCAGUCAGUCCAGGGCCCCAUGCCCGUCUACUACAGUGUUAUCACACCUACACAGCAGAAUAGCACAAGCCCUUCAGUAGGUUACCUGCAGCCCCCCAGCUCUGAGCAGUAUCAGAUUACACAGUCGCCGUCCCCCUGCAACCCGCAACAGUUGCAGCAGCAAUAUUCAGGAGUACCUGCUCCUGGGCCUGGGGUGAUGGUCAUGCAGCUCAGCGUCCCCAAUGGACCGCAGCCUUCCCAAAACCCUCCUCUGGUCCAGUGGAACCCAUGCAAAUACUACAGCAUAGAGCAGAGGCCCGGCAAGCCCGGAGACCUCUACAAACCUGACAACACUGCACAGGCCAGUACUCAGCUGACAAGUCCACUGGCCUCCCCCACUCAGUCUCCCACCCCGUCUCCCUCUGGAAGUGUCAGCAGCGUCUGUUCAGGCCUGGGACCAUUACCCCUCAUAUCCCAGUUCCCUCGAGCAGGAGGACCAGCUCAAGGUGAUGGUCGCUACUCUCUGUUGGGUCAGCCCCUCCAGUACAGUCUGUGUCCUCCACCCCUCAUGCACGGCCAGUCCUCCUACAGCUCCCAUCAGGGCCAAGGAGUAAUGAAACACGGGGCACGAGGGAAGAAACAAACACUCAAAUCUGCAUCGACAGAUCUCGGCACCACUGAUGUAGGUGCAGCUCGGCCCUGGAGCCCGGCUAACGUGUUCUUUGUCCCUCCUCAUCCAGUGGUGAGUCGAGUGCUCGAGGUAACAGACCUGCCAGAGGGGAUUUCGCGUCCGGAGGCUGAAAAGCUAUUCAACCAGCUCUCUAUGUGCGGUGCCAAGAUCCAGUGGCUGAAGGAGCCCCAGGGAGGCCGGGGGGGAGCGGGAGGCUGCGGCCCCUGUCCCGCCGCGGGGCCCUCUGGGCCCGGAGCCGCCAUGGGAGCGGUGGGAGUGAAGGGCGACGGCAACGACCCAGCUCACCUCUACACGGUGGUGGCCGUGUUCCCCAGCACCAUGGCUGCCCAGAGUGCUUCCUUCAAACUUAACAACAGCGGCGCCAGCCUCUUCAAGCUGAGGGCCGCCAAAAAGAACUAUGACCUGCGCGUGCUGGAGAGAGCCAGCUCUCAGUGAACGGAGAAGAGAGGGGGAGGAGAGAGGGGAAGUGAAAGAGACAGAAAGAGAGACUCUCGGUGGAAUGGUGGAAAAGGAAGGAGGGACUGAGGGGGACUGCUCUUAGUGUACAAUUUCAAAAAUCAAAAUGGAGAAAAAAAAAAACAAAAAAAAAAACUUGAGUUAAAUGAUGUGUCAAAUGUAUAAAAGGGAAGAAGGUGUGAAUCAUGAGGUGGCUGGUGUUUGGCUGCAAAUAUGAUUUUCGUUGUUUGUUUUUAUUCAUUGUUUUUGUUUUGUAUUUAUAUAGCAGAAGAGCACACGAGACACGCGAGCAUGUGUUUCGCUGUUGCCGUGGCAUGUGUGCUGCCAUCGUACAAAAACCACACGGCAAUGCUACACACACACACACACAAAACACAAAACACAAAACACACAAAAGACACACACAUCAGGAGACACAAACGGAUACACAAGGCGCAGGCAACAGGGUCACGUAGCACAUAACAAAAACACACUGGACAGUCGACCUCAGUCAAACCUUUUCCUCCUCUUCCUCCCCCCCUCCGCUCUGCAACCUCCUUUUUCUGCCAGCGCUUUCUCCUCCUCUUCUCAACUCUCUUAAUCUCACAUAUUUAUAAAUUUUCAUACGCACAGUUGCGCACUCUCUCUGCUUUCCCCUGCUGCCCCGUCCCCCGCCUCUUUUCUUGCCACUUCUCAUACUGCCUCCUAUCUCCCUCUGCUCUCUCCUCUCUUGCUUUCUGUUUGCCUUACUGCUGUUGUGGGUUUCCGUAUUGCGCUGUUUUGUUUUUUUUUUCUUUUGUUUUGUUUUCUCAGAAGAAUUUUUCUUUAGUUUUUUGGGGUUCAAUAUAUUUAUAUAAGUGAUGUAAGGAAUAAAAGAAAUCUAUAUAUUCAGUGAUUUUUCUUUCUUUCCCCUGAGUGACAAAGUUUAGGCCUUCCUUUUUAUCCUUUCCUUCUUUCCUCCUCACCCCCGCUCCUCCUCCUCCUCCUCCUCCUCCUCCUCCUCCUCCUCCUCCUCCUCCUCCUCCCCCUCAUCAGCCUCCUCCUCACUGCCCUCUACCUCACUUCUUCUGUCCUCUCCUCUCUCCCACAACUGUUCCACGUCCCCGAGCUCCACCCCCCGACGCCCCCAUUGUGUUUGCGUUUUUUUGUUGACAGCUGUGCAGAACGUAUCAGAGAAGUAGUUAAAGUGCACAAUGAUUGCAUAUGUCUACUGUAAAUUUUAUUUAAUCUGUUAUUUUUUGUUUGUUUUUAAAAAUAUAAAAGUCGACAAAAAAUAUAUGAAAACA
Molecule: messenger RNA, 5535 nt
Organism: Mugil cephalus (flathead mullet)
Lineage: Eukaryota; Metazoa; Chordata; Actinopteri; Mugiliformes; Mugilidae
Product: R3H domain-containing protein 2
Exons: 27
Coding region: 992-4249 (1085 amino acids)
Molecular function (GO): nucleic acid binding
Source: RefSeq, a predicted model, not a curated record